Messenger RNA from Umbelopsis ramanniana AG, 2076 nucleotides. RefSeq lists its product as uncharacterized. Gene Ontology annotation, cellular component: membrane. Gene Ontology annotation, biological process: transmembrane transport. The transcript has 8 exons. Lineage: Eukaryota; Fungi; Mucoromycota; Umbelopsidomycetes; Umbelopsidales; Umbelopsidaceae. The record is from RefSeq and is a predicted model, not a curated record. Gene Ontology annotation, molecular function: transmembrane transporter activity. Bases 255 to 1997 code for a protein of 580 amino acids.
UUCCAUUGGAUGAAAUCUAAUAUGAAAACGUCAUACAUAAGAACGAGACAAAAAAAUUUCGGAUAGUUACGCCUUAGCCAUUUCUAUCGACCACACAAAUUGUCGUUCGUUAUGCACGUGGAGUGAAGUUUCAUGCUAAAUCAGCCUACCAUCGAGAAAUAAAAAGAGGAAGUAUGAACGAAUAAAACAUAAUCUAGGCCUUCUUAUACUUGCGGUUACCAACAAUAUCUCGAGUACACAUCGAUUUCUUUCAAAUGCAAAAUCCAGACCCUAUUGACGAGGUGAACUACCGUCGUAAUGACAAUGCUGAGGACCCCGAGAACGACCAAGACACAUAUCAUCGAAGACCCAGCAAUGGCCUUGAAGUUUUGGAUGAUACCAAAAAAAAAUUGACAUGGCGCCAAAUACGCUUGCUACUCAUUAGCAGUACAGGUUUUUUUAUGGAUGCUUAUGAUAUCUUCAUCAUCAAUUUGGUUGUUCCCAUGCUCGGUUAUGUGUACUAUGCAAACUCAACGCCUCCCAACAAAGUACCAAGCGCUGUACAGGGACCUUUGAAGGGUAUGACUUCUCUUGGACAACUUAUAGGGCAGCUCUCUUUUGGCUAUAUCAGUGACAGAUGGGGACGUAAGAAGAUCUAUGGUGUCGAAUUGAUCAUUAUUACCAUUGCCACCAUAUUUUGUGCCACCUCGGCGUCGGCUGAAGCUGGCUUGAGCGCCAUUGCGUUCUUGGGUUUCUGGAGACUGAUUCUGGGAGUUGGAAUUGGCGGUGACUAUCCACUUUCUGCCACUAUUACUUCAGAAUGGGCCGUUGCCAAUCGCAGAGGCCAAAUGAUUGCCGCCAUUUUCUCUAUGCAAGGGUUUGGCAAUGUCGCAGCUGCUCUUGUCACUAUUAUCGUCUUGGCUUGUUUCAAGACACCCGUUAAUAAUAACGUUGUAAAUCUCGACUAUGUAUGGCGUAUAUGCAUCGGCCUAGGAGCAGUACCUGCUGUGGCCACCAUCUACGCUCGUCUGACGUUGCCUGAAUCUCCCAGGUAUUCUGCUGAUGUCAUAGGAGAUCAAAAAGCAGCACGAAAGGCUUUGGAGGAUCAAAAAUGGGUAACAUCAGAAGACGGAGAAAGAAGACGACAAACUAUUGACGCUGAUGGCAAUGGUGCAGAGUAUGAAAAAAAUAUUAAAGUCAUAAAUUCAAACGUUUCACAAACCGAAGAGGACGAUUCCAGUUACAAGGAGCAUCGUAUCAAGCAACAGCAAGACUUUAGAGCUUACUUUUCAAAGUGGUCCAAUCUCAAGGUUUUACUUGGUACAUCACUCAGUUGGUUCCUUAUGGACAUCGCAUUUUACGGAAUCAACUUGAACCAGUCAAUUAUUUUAACUGAAAUUGGAUUUGCCCCUUCAGGGCUUUCACCAUGGGAUACCUUGUUCAAGCAGGCGAUUGGAAAUUUGAUCCUAUCAGUACUCGGUGCUCUACCUGGCUAUAUAGUAACUGUAUUCACUGUUGAGAAAUUAGGUAGAAAGCCUAUUCAGUACCUCGGAUUCUUCGUGUGUGGAGUGCUUUUUAUCAUUCUAGGAGCUGCAUGGUUCCCCAUCCGCAGUGUUAAUGUCGCCUUGUUCAUUGUCUUAUUCGCCAUCAUUCAGUUCUUUUUCAACUUUGGUCCCAACACCACUACUUUCAUUUCUCCUGCUGAAGUAUUUCCUACGCGUCAUCGAUCCAGAGCUCACGGUAUUGCUGCAGCCAGUGGUAAAGCCGGAGCUAUCAUUUCUACCUUUGGAUUCAACGCUUUAGCAGAUGUUGGAGGUCCACCUGGAGCAGAAACCUUCUUGCCCAAUGUUCUUAUCAUCUUUGGCGUUAUCAUGCUCCUCGGCAUGCUCACCACCGUUUGGGUCCCAGAAAGUAAAGGCAAGAGUCUGGAUUACUUUGAGCGCGAGCGUCUGAACGAGGGUGGUAUCAGAUCGUUGUUCCGCAGAUCUAGACGAACCGGAAACGAUGAAGUCGAAUAAUUGUUGUUAAAUAUGUAUGCCUUUCUACUUAUAUAAAUAUGAAAUUACAAAAGAUAUAUGUUUAAUAUAUCUGCCCCCC